CGAAGUGGAAGGGGAACAAGUCCAGAUCAGAAGUGACAGUUUUAAUUUUCCUCGAUUUUUACUAAAAAAUGAGUUUUUUCCAAAGAAUAAAUGUAUUAAAAAUAAUCGCUUGAAUGUAGUGUCGAUAUAGUGCAAGAAAACUACACGAAAUAGUAUACAAGGUACUUACAAAAGCCCUGUGGCUUUCUACCUCAUGUAAACAUUGCCAAGAACGUUUCAGAUUAGUCUUUUAAUUUCUUUAUUAUGGAAAAAUCUAGUGAACUGUUUCAUUUCUUGAACUUGACUUUACAAUGUUUCGAAAAUUACAAAGAACUGUGAAAAUUAGGUGUAAUCAAUCACGAAAACCUGAUGUUAAUGUUAUAUGGGUCAGUGUUUUAGUGUUAGCAGAGCCCAGGAUGCACCUCAGCCAAGACAUGGUAUUAAAACUUAUUUAGUACAGCAAGCAUCCGAAACAGCUUUAUCAGACAACAAAAUUGAACAAUCCAUUGACAGUGUAAUGGCAACAUCAUUCACUAAUAUGAAUAUUACAAAUCCUAUCAAAGGACUUGUUAGUAAAAGAAGAAAUAGAUACAAGAAGGACGGUUUCAAUCUAGAUUUGACUUAUAUAACCGAAAAUAUAAUAGCUAUGGGAUACCCGGCUUCAAAAAUAGAAGGCGUAUACCGUAAUCACAUAGACGACGUGGUGAAAUUUCUCGACAAGAAACACCCCGACCACUACUACAUCUACAAUUUAUGUUCGGAACGUAGUUACGAUAAAAUCAAAUUCCACAACAGAGUGAAAAUAUUCCCCUUCGACGAUCACAAUCCCCCCAAAAUCGAUUCGAUCAAACCCUUCUGCAACGACGUCCAGGAAUGGUUGUCGAAAGACAAGAAGAACGUCGCCGUGGUCCAUUGCAAAGCCGGAAAGGGUAGAACCGGAACGAUGAUAUGCUGUUAUCUUCUACACAGCGGUAUGUACAAGACAGCGGAAUCGGCUUUGAAUUAUUACGGGCAAACUAGGACCCAGGAUAAGAAAGGAGUGACGAUUCCGAGUCAAGUACGUUACGUGCAGUACUACGAGACUUUGUUUAAAAAUCAACUCGAUUAUACCCCGGUUUCUAUGUACAUAAAGGAGUUUAUACUUAAUCCGGUGCCGAAUUUUACGGGAGGACAGGGUUGCCUCUCUUUAACUAUAUCCCAUCAAACUCUAUUUAAAGAAGGAGACAAGUACACGCCGAAAGUGCAAAAAUUGAAAAAGAACGAUACGUACGAAGUGAAAAAGAGCGACACAUCUUUUACGAUAAAAUUGGAUUACUGCCUACCAUUAAAGGGCGAUAUAAAAGUAGAAUUUUAUAAUAAAACGAUGAUGAGGAAAGAGAAACUCUUCCAAUUUUGGUUCAACACGUUCUUCAUCAGCAAUACCAUGAACGGUUUUCUAUCGAGGAACGGGAGCGGCGAUGAAGUUUGUUACGUCGUCGAUUUCGAGAAAAACGAAUUGGACAUUGUGAAUAAGAAGGACAAACAGAACAAAAUGUUUCACGCGGAUUUUAAACUUACGAUACUUCUUCAAAGGAUCCCCCGAGACGAUUGUUGUCCGACGUCGUACGAACGCCACCCCCACGCCCAAGACACUCCCAGCGAAAGUUCAGCCGAAUCUUCGGACGAUUACACGAAUGAAGAAGAAGAUUGGGACAGCGGCGAAGGAAAUUCCCUAUUACCUAAACACGAACCCUGUGAUUCCUCUAAAAGUUGAUCUUCGAUUAUUUACUGAUUCACAUAAUACAUAACUGUAUAUAUAUAUAUAUAUAUAUAUAUAUAUAUAUAUAUAUAUAUAUAUAUAUAUAUAUAUAUAUAUAUAAAGUUUGUUAGAUUGUACAUUGGCGUGUACAGAUUUUUGUUUUCGCUUCGGACGUUUGUUACAGGGUAUAGCGGAAGCUCAGUUUUAGGUUAGGUUAUCGAAAAUAAGAAGGGUGUGUGCCGAAAUGACGGUAGAUACUGUACGUUUUGUUGCCCUGAGAGAGUUUAUUUGAACGAAAAAAUGUUGAAAUUAAAAAAAAAACGUUGGGGAACGAAGAGUUUCGAUUUUUUUUGUACUCCGGUGUCUAUAAGUAUUUGUACGAUGCUUGUUGUUUAUGUUUUGGUUCGGUUUUUCAAUUACCGUGUGUUUGUUUCGGUUUUCGAUUUUUGUUUCUACUUAAAAUCGAGCGUUUUAAACGUUUUUGCCUUAUUUCUACUCUAAAACACGUUUUAAUAAAUUUUUACUAUUUAUUAUCACAAAACAUUAGUUUUAGACCUAUUGUUUACUACAAAACUUGGUUUUCCACUAAUUUUCAUCUAUUUCUCACUCUAAAAUGUGUGUAUAGUGAUUUUUUAUUCUUUCUUAUUCCAAAAUAUGUGUUUUGGCUAAUUUUUUCCUCGAAUCUAUAGUUUCAACUAAUUUUGUAAUACAAAACGUGUGUUUUAACCAUUUUUCUACUGACAAACGUGUGUUUCAGCCAAUUUGCUCCACUUUUCGUAUUCAAGUCACGAGUUUCAAUCCAUUCCCUAACCUAAAACGUGUUUCAGUCAAUUCUUCACUCUAAAGCACGAGUUUUUUUCAUAUCUUGUGUUGCAUCGAAUAUUUGGCACAUUUCUUAUUACAUGAGUUUCAAUCCAUUUUCUAAUCUAAGGUAUGUGUUUCAACUAAUGUUUUACUAGAUCAAAACAUGAAUUUGAAGCAAUUUUCUUUUCGAAAACAUGUGUUUUAAUCAAUUUUCUACUGUCAGACAUGUGUUUUAGCAAUGUUUCUCUCUAAAUCACGAGUUUUGACUAAUUUUCUACUCCACAUCUUGUUUUUCAUCAUAUAAUGAAUACUUUCAAGUUUCGGUUUAUUAUCUAACCUAAAAUAUGUGUUUUAAUGAAUGUUUGGCGUUUUUCCAUCCCAAAACCAAUUUUCUCGUGUCAAACGUGUUUCAGUCAAUUAUUGCAAGUUUCUUCUUCAAAAUAUGAUUUUUAAUUCAUUUUCUAACCUAAAAUGUGUGUUUUUUACCAAUUUUUUUAUGCCAAAA
This is a messenger RNA of Diorhabda carinulata, 3026 nucleotides long. It is a transcript of the gene Pten, whose product is annotated as phosphatidylinositol 3,4,5-trisphosphate 3-phosphatase and dual-specificity protein phosphatase PTEN. The transcript has 5 exons. Gene Ontology annotation, biological process: negative regulation of cell population proliferation; phosphatidylinositol 3-kinase/protein kinase B signal transduction; regulation of phosphatidylinositol 3-kinase/protein kinase B signal transduction. The coding region runs from base 362 to 1732 and encodes 456 amino acids. Lineage: Eukaryota; Metazoa; Arthropoda; Insecta; Coleoptera; Chrysomelidae. The record is from RefSeq and is a predicted model, not a curated record. Gene Ontology annotation, molecular function: phosphatidylinositol-3,4,5-trisphosphate 3-phosphatase activity; protein tyrosine phosphatase activity. Gene Ontology annotation, cellular component: cytosol; nucleus; plasma membrane.